Saitoella complicata NRRL Y-17804 is the source of this 599-nucleotide messenger RNA. RefSeq lists its product as uncharacterized. The transcript has 2 exons. The record is from RefSeq and is a predicted model, not a curated record. The annotation marks the transcript as partial. Lineage: Eukaryota; Fungi; Ascomycota; Saitoellomycetes; Saitoellales; Saitoellaceae.
CCAACAUGCCAGAUCUCAACAUAGAAGACAUCCCAUACAGCGAGCUUUCGCAUGAAGAGAGACCAUACCGUCGUGCUCAGAUUGUGGCCCUCACAAAAGCCAAAGUCCCAAAGGAGAAGAUUGAGGAGCAGUGUCUUGUCAAGAGAAGGACAUUGGAGGAUAUCACUAACCGUUGGUGGAAGACGGCCUCCUACCGCGACAGCCCUCGUUCUGGACGCCCUCAGAUCCUUUCCAAACGCGAUAAGGACGAGCUCACCCGCAGUGUUCGCUCAGGCAAGUACAACAACGCUGUGGAAGCUACUGCUGCCUUCAAUCAUGGUCACCAAAGGGAUGUUUCAGCGGAGACGGCACGCUUGUUACUGCUCAAACGCGGAGCAAAGUGUGUUACAAAACCGUUUAUGUCGACUGCAACUCGGGAAAGGCGUUACCAAUGGGCAAAGGAGCACUUUCACUGGAGGAAGGAGGACUGGAUGCGGAUCAUCUACACCGACGAAUCGAAAUUCCAGCGUUCUGGGCCAGGACAUGUUGCAAAGUAGGGAGAAUGAAUUCAUUCCUCGGAUGCAUUCUGGUGGUGGGAGUAUCUUCGUGUUUGGUGGAAU